This is a messenger RNA of Coccinella septempunctata (seven-spotted ladybird), 1332 nucleotides long. RefSeq names its product GATA zinc finger domain-containing protein 4-like. The coding region runs from base 1 to 1332 and encodes 443 amino acids. Lineage: Eukaryota; Metazoa; Arthropoda; Insecta; Coleoptera; Coccinellidae. The record is from RefSeq and is a predicted model, not a curated record. The transcript has a single exon.
AUGGAGACAAGAAGGAAACAUUUAGCUGGAUCGGAAGGUGAGGAAACAAGUACGCAAAAAAAUAGUGAUACAAACAUAUUGGAGGUUUUAAUGAAGAUGAAAGAAGAUUUUAAAGAGUUUGCGGAAAGAAUUGAUAAUAGAAUGGAAGAAAAUUCGAGAGCAAUGAAAGUUACAGCAGAAAGAUUGGAAGAUAUGGAGAAAAGAUUUGAAAAUAGAAUGGAAGAAGGUUUCAUGAAAAUUAAUGAAAUUUUCAAUGAAAGAGUUAAUAAAACAGAAGAGAAAAUAGAUAGGAAAAUGGGUAUGAUGAUAAGACAAUGUCAGGAAGAUUUAGAAACCACAGAAAAUAACAUUCGAAAGGAGGUGAGAGAAAAAUUAGAUUUGGAUAUAAAUAAAAUUAAAGAGAAUAUAGACAAACAAAAUGAAAUCAUACAAAGAGUAAUGAUCAAAGAAAAUUUCAGUACACCAGAAAUCAUAUAUUCAGAUAAUACCAAAUGGAACUUCAAUGGGAAAAUAAAAAAACAACAUCCUGUUCCAUUUGUUAGAUUUCUAGAAAAUAAGGAGGGAUCUUUUUCGACAUUUAGAACAUUUAAGGAAUAUAUAAGAAAUUUAUUGUCUGAAGAGGCACUAUUGUGGUUUAACAACAAGGAAAUGAAUUUAGAUAAUUUUUCAGAUUUCAAAUCAAAAUUUCUAGAUUAUUUUUGGGGUCCAGCACAACAAAAGAUUAUUAAAAACGAAUUAUUUAGUGGAAAAUUCAACCCCAUGAAAGGAUCAUCAUAUCACAGGUAUGCGAUGCAUAUUUAUAGUGUUGCACAAUAUUUAAAUGCAGAUUUCACAGAAGAAUACAUAGUAAGUUUAAUAAUACAGCAUUUUGACAAAGAUUUAGAAGAUGUGUUGUUAUUAUAUGAUUUCAAAAAUAUGGAUAAAUUAUGUCAAUUUUUGAUGAGUCAGGAAUAUAGGUUGAGGAGAAAAUACAUCCACAACAAUAAUCCACAGUAUUAUAGGAAUAACAAUAAUAAUAGACAAAACCAGAGAAAUGAAAUGCAGCAAGGACAAAGAAAUAAUUAUAACUAUCAGAGUAACAACAAUUACAACAACAACUAUAGAAAUAACAAUACAAGAUACCGAAAUCAGAAUCACAGCAGGAAUGAAAAUCAAAUGGGACAAUCAAGGGAAUAUCAAAGAGGAUACACUGACCAACAAAGAAGGAGUAGAAGCGAGGAAGAUAGAUCAGAUCCACAAGGAAAUAGAAGAAUAAAUGUUAUGAACAGGCAGAGUAAUUCACAGCAAGAUGUAAGAAUUUUGAAUGAAGACAGAUAUGAAAAUUUUCAGUAA